GAGGGCGGCAGCCGGACCAGGCCCAGAGACCCUGUUCUGGGAAGGGACGCUGGGGAGACCUGCGGACUUCUUGCCUCACUGGGCCAUGCGGUUUCCAAACUAGAGUGGAUCUAACAGCUGAGGCACGGUAAGAGACGGGGAAGAGAGGCCUUCUGCUGAAGCACCUGUCCUUGCUACAGGGAGUACUGACUCACGGAGCCAGAAGGCUCUCCAGAUUAGGGCAAACCAGAGAUCAGGAAGGGCUGUUGGAAAUGCAGGACGGGCACUUAAAGCCGGUUACAGCCUCCCACAAGGAGAGCCUCCUUAUGGAAAUGAGCUGGGAACCCAGUGGGCUGGGCACAGAAGAUAGUCUGUGCUCAGGGGUUUCACAAAAGCGAGACUCUGCAGAUGCUCUCCGUGAAUGUGAUUCACAGGAACCAAGUAAAGACACCUUGGUUCAUGCAGGGAAGACCCUCUACAAAUGCAAAGAAUGCGGGAAACUGUUUAACAAGAAUUGCCGCCUCGUUCGGCAUCAGCGGAUUCACACUGGAGUGAAGCCUUAUGGUUGCCAGGAGUGUGGGAAAGCCUUUCGUGAAAAGGUGGACUUUGUCCGGCACGUGAGGAUUCACACUGGGGAGAAGCCCUACAAGUGUGCAGAGUGUGGGAAGGCCUUCAGCCGGAGGUCACACCUCAUGUACCACCAGCGGAUUCACACUGGCCAGAAGCCCUACAAGUGCAGUGAGUGUGGAAAGACCUUCAACUACCACUCUGUUUUCGUCCAGCAUAUUAUGACCCACACUGGAGAAAAACCCUUUCGUUGCGAAGAAUGUGGGAAAGCCUUUCACUACAACUCUUCCUUAACUCGGCACAUGAAGACUCACACCGGGGAGAAGCCCUACAAGUGCAGAGAAUGUGGAAAGACCUUCACCUACUACUCUGUUUUUUUCCGACAUGGGCAGACCCACGCCACACAAAAGCCCUAUAAGUGUAAAGACUGUGGUAAAAGUUUUUACUAUGGCUAUUCCCUCUCUCGACACAAACGGAGUCACACUGGAGAGAAGCCCUAUGAGUGCAAGGAUUGUGGAAAGGCCUUUGCCCACCGCUCUGUGUUUGUCCGGCAUACUAAGACCCAUGCAGAGAAAAAACCUUUGAGUGCAAAUAAUGUGGAAGAGCCUCUUGUGAAAGCUUUUCUUUCUCUUGACAUUUGAGCCCUGCAAUAGAGAAGCGCUCUGAAUGCAGUGACUACACGAAAGCCUUGUGGUCCUCACUCAGCAUCAGAGAUUUCAUGCUGGAGAGAAACUCUCCGAAUGUAAGACACGUGGGAAGACCUUCUGCAGGUGGGCCUACCUCAGUCAACAUCAGAGCGCUUCUACUGGGAAAAGACCUUUCGAUUAUAACUGCUAAGGAAAACCGCAGGGCCACAGGAACUAUCUUUACUUGGCAUCUGAGAAUUCAUUCAGAAGAGAAGCCUCUUGGUUAUCGUGCAUUUAGAACAGAACUUCUGCCACAGCUCUCUCCAUAGGUUAUAUCACUGAACCAUCUCAGGAAUAUUUGGAGAAGAACGAGGAGGAGGGUGCUGUAGAAGAGAAAAGAAAAAUGUAUACAUAGCUUCUUUCAGACUUUUUGAAAGCCAAGCCUAUGAAGAUUUGAAUUUGGUUCUUUAUUUUGAGGAUAGCUGAAAGGUAAAAGGGCUUGGACCCUUUAUUUGUCUCAUAUAUAGCAAUAUAGUAGCUAAGUCUUGAGCUGCUGUUGUAUCCUGUCCCUGCCCAGGACUUCAGUCCUUGCCAGCUCGGAACUGAGAGUUUUGGUUCCAGGAGCUGGAAUAUGUGUGUGUGUGUGUGUGUGUGUGUGUGUAUGUGUGUAUAUAUAUAUAUAUUCACAUCUGUCUGUGAGGGGCGAGUUGGGCAGUUGAAGGAUGCUCUAUAAAGAUUUGUUGAAAGCACUCUUUGUUUUAAAACAUUGUCUCUGAUCUUGAGGACCAUAAGUCUUUGUGAGAAACAGGCAGGCUUAAGACAUUAAAUACUUGAAACUUCUAAGAAAUUAGAAUAUUAAAAAUAACAGCCACAUAGAAUUAUUUUCUGUUUAAGGAGAUAAGGAUCCAUAUGUGAAUGGGCACAUUUUACUGCAUCCUUUAAGACUAUUUAAGGCUUUCGGGUUUUUUGGGUUUUUUUUUAUCUCUUUCUUCAGGUGACCCUGAACACCCAGCAGUUUCAUUUUUUUUCUGGACAUCAGUGCACUUGUUUGUUUUGAUUCAGGGACGUGUUUUGAUUCAUGCUCCUGUAGCUGUGCCGGCUCCCCACGUGAGCCUUAAUUCUCUCCUCUGUGAUCUCCCAGCCUCCUUAGUCAUGCGUAGGUAGAAGAGCUUCUCUAAACCGUGUCAGCAGUUUUCUAGAGGUUAAACUAGAGGUACAGCAAACCAGAUAAAAGACAGCUAACUUUUAGCUAAUGAAAAACUUAGGAACAAUUUUUAAAUUUAAAAAAUGCAUACAGUGUAUUAAAAUGUAAAACAUGCAGACCCUUUGACAUUUAAUUCAAUUUCUAGCAAUUGAGCCUAGAGAACUGUUCUCACAAAUGUACAGAUAUGUGGACAAAAAAAUAUCACUGUGACUUUGUUUUUAUAUAUGAAACAAAGGUUUUAUAUUGUUUUCUUUUGAAUAUCUUGAAAAUGUCUUAUGUUGAAAACAAUCUAAAUGUCCAUCAGUAGGGAAGUUACGGUACAUCUGUUCUAUGAUAUACUGCAGAACAGUAAGGUAUCUCUGUAUAUUGCAAUGUUAAAACAUCUCCCAGGUCCAGUGUUAGGUAAAAGAGCAAGUUGCAGGAAAUAAGUCUAGAUCUGGAAAGAUGGCCUUGACACUGUUAACAGUGACUAUCCGUGAGGAAUGAGAUGGAUCAGGGUUGUAGGGAACUUUGAGUUUUUACUUUAUAUAGUAUACUUUAUAUAUACUGUAUUGUUUGCAGUUUUAAAAAACAAAGAGCGUGUAUUCUUUUUGCAAUAAAUGUUUUGAAUAUUUUAAUAAAAAUGGCA
Vicugna pacos (alpaca) is the source of this 3004-nucleotide messenger RNA. It is a transcript of the gene ZNF80, whose product is annotated as zinc finger protein 80. Lineage: Eukaryota; Metazoa; Chordata; Mammalia; Artiodactyla; Camelidae. The record is from RefSeq and is a predicted model, not a curated record.